AUGUUGUCCCAAGGAACGGUGUGGGACCAGUGCAUCGUCCAGAAGGAUGAUGCACAUGCAUCAUUGUACACGGAGUCCGCAGCCGGUUCAUGUCAGAUGGCCUACUCAGAGGGUUCAACUGCACGAAUAGGGUUCCCUCGCGACCGAAAAGGUCGCCCACCUCCCUGCCAAUUUUUGAAGGACCUGCAAAGGUUAACAUGA
This is a messenger RNA of Strongylus vulgaris, 201 nucleotides long. The record is from the annotation of a GenBank genome assembly. Lineage: Eukaryota; Metazoa; Nematoda; Chromadorea; Rhabditida; Strongylidae.